UGUCGUGAAGUUACAUUUGGAAUUAAGCAUGUUUUGUAUGAGGCUGAGUAUGAAGAUGUUGUGAUUAUGUUACGACUCAACUCAAGUCAGCAACUAUGGUCUAGGAUUAAGUGGCAACCACGUGCACUUACUGAGUUGAAGACUGGCAUCCUACAAGAGUAUUCUGAUAUCACCCAUGUGGUUCAAAGCAUUGGUAAUGGCUUCUCUGAAGCCUGGUUGAAGGAUUUUGCUUACAAAUGCAAUAAAAUAUAUCCAGUGUUUGAGGACUUGUUAGAUCAUAUAGUUUCAACUUCCAUGACUGAAAUACGUGAAAUCUACAUGGACUUCCUGGAUAUGGGGGAGGAGAUGAAGAAUAUGUACAGGAGGAAUGAGUUCUAUCUGCAAGACAUGCAACUAUGUGUCAACAAACUUAUGUCAUAUGUUACAGAGAAGGCAUCAGGAAUUUGUCAGGUGCUGCUGGAUGGAAUGCUAACCAUGUACUCUGCAGUAAAACAUGUUAUUGCGAUGGUUGUGAACACAUUCCAGAUUGAUUUUUCUCUUAUUUUCAACAUCUUAAGUGACAUUAAGGUUAUAGCUAGUAAAACUAUGGCAUAUGUUGUAAACUUCAUUAAUGAAGUCAAGAGGCUGCAUUUGGCUUCCAAGGAGUACCUGAAGACAAAAGUUGAAGUCGCAAGGAUGGAAAUAAUGUAUGCAGAGGAGAACAUGAAACACCUACUGAUACAUGUAGAACACUCUCUGGCUGACCUUUUCAUAAGGUACAUCCAGCUGCUGGAGCCAUAUCUGACAAGCAUUGAGAAUACAUUGGAACUUCUCAGUCGCAGAGUGAUAGAUUUUGAGGACAAAAUCAGUGAAUAUAUACUUGACAUGGUGGACACUGUACUUGGAGCUCAGGAGGUGCAGGACUUAAUAGCCAUGUACAACACGUAUUCCUCCUGGCUUGAAGAAUUAUACCUACAGGAUUACAUUGAUCAAGUCACAAAAUUAUUUGAGAGCAUUGGUUCAGCAAUUAUGCAAGAUAUACAAAGGGUAUUUGCUGACUACUUGGAAUAUGUGAACUGCAUUACAGAUGCAAUCAAUAAUAUGUACAGGAAUAUUAAUGCCAUUCCAUCUAUUGCUUACACUAAACAUGCCAUGAACAUUGUUUAUGAGAAGGCCAAGUGGGUGUUCAAGUACUACAAGUUAAGUGAUUAUCUCAAGGCUCACGUACACAGCUGGAUUGAAAACUUGGACAAGAUUCUGCUGAGGUUGCUGAAUGCUAUUGAUAUGGAUGCAAGAUCUCCAACUAAGAGCCUCACACCAAGUAUAACAUUGCAUCCUGACAUUGGUCUGAUCGAGUACAGCCAGAAGUUGCCCAUAGAAUGGAAUGGUUUCAAUGAACUACCAAAGUUUGAGCAACUGCAAUUGUAUGAACAAGUCAAGGAUCAUGCUAAUAAAAUCAAUAGUCUUGACAAAUACAGAUAUUACCUGAUGGACACCUUCUAUGACAUCACCACCAACAUGUCUGUGGUAUCAAUGCUACCACCUUUUUCAGCAUAUGGCAUGGUGGUUGGCAACAACUACAUCACCUUUGACAAGAAAUUCUACAACUUCACAGGAGCAGGGGAAUGUAGUUAUCUGCUAGCAAAUGACUUCCUAAACAGCAGAUUCUCUGCAUUUGUUACAUACAAGACUGAGAACAGGGAAGCUGUGAAGAAGUCAAUUACUGUAGUGGUUAAGGGCCAUCACAUUGAGAUUGGCUCCAACAAACACAUAACAGUUGAUGGACUGAGGGUAGAACUGCCCAUGGCAGUUGAUCAUCAAACGUGGAUCAAACGUACUGGAGAAAGAAUUGUGGUUCACAGCGAACUCGGAAUAGAAGUAGAAUGCAAUUUGCACUAUGAUAUAUGCACAGUUGAACUGUCUGGAUGGUAUUUCGGUAAAACUGGUGGAAUGCUGGGAACCUUUGACUAUGAAUCAAGCAAUGAUCUUUCCCUUCCAAAUGGAACUAUAGCAAAUACAGUAGAAGCAUUUGCCAACAGUUGGCACAUUGGAUCUGCACAGUGCCAUUCAGGGAAUCACACUACAGUUCCGACGUACUCACCCACCAGCGAGGAAUCACGAGUGCCAGAAAGUAAUCAGUGCACAGCAUAUUUUGAAGACCAACUGUCACCACUUCGUCGGUGCUUUUCCCAAGUUGAACCAAACCCUUUCUAUCAGAUGUGUCUACUGGAACUUGCAAACAAUAAAGGAGUAUGCAUGUCUGUGGCAGCAUACGUGUCCCAGUGCAGGAGAGCAAAUGUCGACAUCUGGAUUCCCCACAAGUGUGUGCACUGUCCAACUCUUAAUAGCAGCACGAUGAAUGUCAGUGAAGUGGAAGUGUAUGAUGGAGUAGAAGCCAUGCUGGCUGACAUUGUGUUUGUUGUGGACCAGUCUCCUUGCAUAAAGAAAAUAAACUUGGUUGAGCUGGCGUCAAAGCUGGAUAAUGCAAUGAGAUUUAAGGGACUAAAUACCCGUUUCUCUGUUGUGGGCUUCAAUGGGAAGAAAUUCAGUGAACCUCAUACACAUACAUCUAAUGGAGAGAUAUGGGCAACUCUAAAAGAAACUGAGAAAACCCUAAAGAGCAUGAAGAGUGCCACAUCAAAGAGUGCUAGUUCAGGGAACCCAAGUACAUUCAGUGCUUUGUGGCAUGCCGCUCUCUUGCCAUUCAGAGCAACAGCUUCAAAGACUAUAGUGCUGCUACAAUGCACAUUAUGCCAAGAGGCAGAGGAUAAGUACAGCAACAUGCUCAACAUGCUGAUGGAAAAUGACAUCACACUGCAUAUACUUCACCCACAUGUUCUCAGAUUUCAUUCUGGACAGAGCAAGGCCAGCAAGGUGUAUGGUGUGGACCUGAAUGGGGCAUUCAGUGGACAUAAUUUGAAAAACCUCAUGCCAAGCUUUCCACUAUUGAGACAGGUUGUAAUGCCAAAGGAUUUGUGUACUCCUCUGGCAUUUGAAACCAAUGGGACACUCUUCAACAUGGAUUAUCUCUUACAAAAAGUCAAGGGUACACACAGAUUCAAUGUCAAGAAGUUCACUGAUGUGUGGGCCAGGCGAGUCACACUGACUGCCAAACCUUCUCAGUGCCAGAAAUGUGGAUGCGUUGCAAACCAAGAUGGAGUGGGACAAAUUAUGUGCUCCAAGUGUUUAUCACCAUCUAUUGAGCACUUCUUAAAAUUUCAGAUGUAUGGUGGAAAAGUAAUCUUACAAGGGAAAACCAAAUUGGGGAAUGGGGAAACCUCAACGGUGACCGUCAAAGAUUAAGAACCAGGCUGGUUGAUGAUAUAGACUAUCCUGCAUGAAGAAGCUGUCAUCUUGAUAUAACCAAUGAUAAGAAACAUUGUCAUACCAAAACCCUUUAAUUUUUAGUUUUGUUUACAUACUUUAUUUAAAAGCCCAUUUCUGAUUUUAAAUUUAACCAUUUUUAACAAAGUUAGGGAACUUUUUUUAAAAAUUCCGUACUGGUAAACCAUAUAAGUCAUCAGAAUAACCGUUAAAUGGCUGGCCCUCAUUUUUAGCAAGUUUAUAAGUGAAAUGUCAGUUAUAUUUAUUUUUGUAUCCAAGUAUGGGUAUCUGUGCAUCAUAAUUACAAGAUUGUGCGUUCGUGCAUGCAUGCAUACAACAAGAAUGUCACCUGACUAGUUACACCUGUAUCUCAUUUCAGGAGAAAAUAUCAAUGUUUCAAUGAAACAGCCUCAAUUAAAUUCUACAUUAAUAUGGAAGUGAUAAGAUCUUACAAAAUGUAAAUUAUUUUGUAAGACAUGUGUUAACUGCAUAUUACACAUUAUCCUUCCAAACAAUGCUACCUGCAAACUAAUUUCUUCCUUUUAUAUAUCUAGUAAGUAUAAAAUUAUUUCACUUUUCUGGCAUUCUGGCAUAUUGUCCUAAAUGUGUCAAUUCAGGAAUAAAUGUUUUAUAUUUCAUUACAUCUCACACAUUCUCGGGCACAGAUAUGCAUAUAUACACAUUGAUUUGUACAUAUUAUAUGUUAUAUUAAUGUAUGUUAAUCACUGUGUUAGUAGAAGGUAGAAACAAACUUUACUUAUUUAGAAAAACUGUAUACUUUGACUGUAGUGAGUAGUAAAAUGUGAUCAAGAACCCACCUAUUAUGGUUGCAACACACAAUCCUACUUUUAUACAGUCAUCCAUAAAGAUUUUUCCACCUGUCCUUCCUUCCUGACAGGUACUUGAGCACUUAAGAAAUUUAAAGAUCUUUAAUCUGUCAAUUGAUUACAUAUUUUCAAAUAGAAGAGAAAUCAUCAUGUGCACUAAUUUACGUGUUCAGCAAAGAGAAGACAAAUUUUCUGUCAAUAAACUUGUUAUAAACAGUG
Messenger RNA from Zootermopsis nevadensis, 4349 nucleotides. RefSeq lists its product as uncharacterized. Gene Ontology annotation, biological process: lipid transport. Lineage: Eukaryota; Metazoa; Arthropoda; Insecta; Blattodea; Termopsidae. Gene Ontology annotation, molecular function: lipid carrier activity. The record is from RefSeq and is a predicted model, not a curated record.